AUGACACGGCACAUCCUCAUACUCGGCGGGCAUGGCAAGAUUGCGCAGCUGCUCACGCCGCUGCUCCUACAAAAGUCGUGGACAGUGACGAGCAUCAUUCGAACUUCGGAGCAGAUACCUACUAUUGAGGGACUGGUGACUGGCCAUGGGAAGCUCAACGUCCUUGUCCGCAGCCUCGAGGACGUCAGAGAGGUGUCGCAAGCCAAGAGGAUACUGGAUGAAGUCAAGCCGGAUUCAAUCGUGUGGACUGCCGGCGCGGGCGGGAAGGGCCCUGUGGAAAGGACAUUCGCUGUAGACCGAGACGCAGCGACUUGCUUUGUCAGAGCGGCUGUCGACACGCCAAGCAUCUCCAAGCUUGUUUUGAUAUCAUACCUCGCGUGUCGCCGAGCAUCGCCCAGCUGGUGGGAUGCGGAUUCAUGGGAAUACGUCCGGAAAGUACAUGCCAGCUCCCUUGCCGACUACUGCGAAGCAAAGCUACAGGCCGACCAGGUUCUUGUCCAAGAAGCGCCCAAGAGAAGCGACUUUGCCGCCAUCAGCCUGCGGCCGGGGAUGCUCACAGACGCGACGUCGGGGGGUGUUGAGCUGGGGAAAACAAAAAGCGCGCGGGGGAAUGUUAGUCGCGCGUCUGUUGCGGAGACGGUCUCGGCUCUAUUGGAGAAUGAAGCCCUAAGCACAUGCUGGUUGGAUCUGCUUGAUGGAGAGGAGGAUGUUAGUACGGCUGUAGGUCUUGUUGCUCAAAGCAGAGUAGAUGCAGCAGACGGGGAGGAGGCACACCCUUGA
Molecule: messenger RNA, 780 nt
Organism: Clonostachys rhizophaga
Lineage: Eukaryota; Fungi; Ascomycota; Sordariomycetes; Hypocreales; Bionectriaceae
Source: the annotation of a GenBank genome assembly